Messenger RNA from Coccidioides posadasii C735 delta SOWgp, 1080 nucleotides. The record is from RefSeq and is a predicted model, not a curated record. Lineage: Eukaryota; Fungi; Ascomycota; Eurotiomycetes; Onygenales; Onygenaceae.
CCCCCAUCCUCACCCUUCACCACCAUCUCGUCUCCAUCUCUAUCUCGCAAGCCAUGUCGCGCCCUUUCAAGCCGCUGCCUACAUUCCCCAACCCCAUCCAGUGGGAUGUGCCAGGCCGUAUUGCAGAGUUGCAGGCCAUGAUCAACAACCCUGCCACUGAUGAACCACAAAAGCUAAACCUCCAGACUGCUAUCAACCUGUGUCAUACAAAAGAGCUCCCAGGACGGUUUAAAUGGAUUCAGGACGGCAAAGUUGUUCGCCAUAAGGAUAUUGAUUUCCAGCGGCCUUUCUGGGUUGAGGGUUAUGGCCAGCAACUAUCCUCCCAGAUUAUGAUUCCAGCUACUAUGCCAGAGCCAUCUUGUGCGCCUUCUCAGCCCAUGUCCAAGAGUCCUUCGAACCAUCAACUGGCACAUCGCACGAUGUACACUCACUAACCAGCAGGUCAAGGCCUUGGACACGAGAUAUUCGCACGAGUUAGGCCAGUUUCGGGCCUCUUAUCCCCUUUGUUCUCAAUUGAUGUCACAAUGCUCAAUGACACUGGAAGUAAUACCAUGACAAUCUUUGAUACAGAUCUGGUUGAUUUGGCCAUUCCUUCAACCUACAGGGGGUUCGGCGCAAACGUCCCAGUAACAACAGCUGUUGGAAUAGUCUGGCGGCAACAAAUCAGUGUUGAAAUACAGCUGCUGGAUUCACAAGGUAAUGUUGUGUCCGACUGGAUUUUGGAGGAGGGCAUUGUCACACCAGCAGCCACCGGUGCUGGUAGACUCUCAGGUGAUGGCAUCAGACAAUCUCUGUACUGUGCAACGGCGCCAGGAAACCAGCAUCUGUAUGUUGCAGAGAAGAGAAAUGGCAUUAUUCAACAGCUUCCAGUCGUCUAGCGAUGGAGACCUAGCGACAUGCGGUGAUUUUCAGCAGUAGGAGGAGACUGCGGUCUAAUUGUCUGGAGCUGCUUUUGGCCCUUGUGCCUGGGCUCUCGCUUGUGUUUGGUGAGAAGCCUUUUGGUUAAUUAGGCCUUUUGAAAUUUCGGCAGCUUUACGGGGCGGAAGAUUUAUCUACUGUACAUCGCUGCAUGAGAUGCCU